ACUAAGCCAAUGGGUGUUAUUGACAAACCUAAUGGUAUGUCUCUGUGCAUUUGUCACCCAGUCAAUAUCAGUAGCUGUGAGGGUGCAUGUGGUAACAAUCCAUCAGCACCUUCCCUUUGACAAGGCUUUGUUCCAUAAACCAUUGAGAAGGUGAACUAACCAAGCAGCCUCAGAGCUAUUAGCACAGCUUAGGACAAUCAUGGACGGCUAUAAAAGGGCAGCCAGUGCUUCAAGAAAUCAUUCACUCAAUCCAAGACUGAUGAGCAAAGCAACUGGUGCUAAAGUCAUGGCAACAUCAUUCUCCAUCCAAGAUAUCCUCUCCAAGAAAGACAAGCGACAUGAAUCUACCUCCCCCACAGCCCCCCAGGCCCAAGCAUCGCCUGAGAGCAGCCCUGACUCUGGGCCACAAGUGUCUGUUCUGAAUGAUUCUAGUUUGCAGUUUGGUGAGAGCUCCUCCCGCAAGAGAAACAGAGAGGGUUCAGAUGCUUCAGGUUCUGGUUGCAGCUCUGAAGUGUUCCUUAGUGACUCAGAUUCCCCUGGUCCUGUUGACCUGGAUGCCCUCGCUGCCCUCGAUUGCCGCAGACGGACUAAACGUCCUCGCACGGCCUUCACCUCCUCACAGCUCAAGGGCCUCGAGUACUACUUCCGACACUGCGCCUAUCCCGAUGGUAAUGGACGUGACGUCAUCACCAGGGUAACUGGAGUAGAAGAUGCUAGAAUCCAAGUCUGGUUUCAAAACCGACGUGCACGAUACAGGAAGAGAGAGCUACCUCUGAAGAAACCAUCUGUGUCUCUAACCCCUCCUCCACAACCUCCCACCCCCAGGCCGCAGCUGAGCCCACCACCUCUCACACCUGGCACACCAGUCUCUUCGAUCGACUCUUACUAUGCAGCAGUGAUGGCGUACUACAUGCAAGCUUAUCAGAAUGGUCAUCCCACGUACCUGCCCCUCCCCCCCGGCACUCUACCAACUCCACCCCCUCAAACCUCCGCUAUGAACGAACAAUCUAACUGAACUGGAUCCCCGAUUAAACGAACACUAAUUGAUCUUAGAACU
Molecule: messenger RNA, 1057 nt
Organism: Halichondria panicea
Lineage: Eukaryota; Metazoa; Porifera; Demospongiae; Suberitida; Halichondriidae
Product: paired mesoderm homeobox protein 2-like
Exons: 2
Coding region: 200-1015 (271 amino acids)
Biological process (GO): regulation of transcription by RNA polymerase II
Molecular function (GO): DNA-binding transcription factor activity, RNA polymerase II-specific; RNA polymerase II transcription regulatory region sequence-specific DNA binding
Source: RefSeq, a predicted model, not a curated record